AUGUACGAGCUAUCUCAAUGUUAAAGAUUUUUCAUUUUAAUUUUAAAGGAGAGAUUUGAUGAUGAGAAAAGCGAGAAUUAAAAAUCGAUAAGAGAAAUUAAAAAGUUUGAUUAGAAAAAAAUUAUAAAUUCAGUAGAAAUCUUCCUAAAUAUUAAUUUAGAAAUCUGAUUUAAUUUUCAUACUAAAGAAUAAAGUAAUUAAAGAUUGUUAUUCAUGACUAAAGAGAUUCUUUAUUUGUUUAAUAAAUUAAAGAAGAUGAUCGAAAUGAAAACAAAAAUGAAGAAGAUCUAAUUAGAUCAAAAUUUAAUGAGUUAAAUAGUUUUUGUUUUUUGUUUUAGAAAUUUUGA
Molecule: messenger RNA, 347 nt
Organism: Paramecium sonneborni
Lineage: Eukaryota; Ciliophora; Oligohymenophorea; Peniculida; Parameciidae
Source: the annotation of a GenBank genome assembly